CGUCCGCCGUCGUCGCAGUACGGAGCCCCGUCGCAGGGUCCUCCCUCAUCCCAGUACGGAGCCCCAUCGCAGGGUCCUCCCUCAUCCCAGUACGGUGCUCCGUCUCAGGGUCCUCCCUCAUCCCAGUACGGUCCGCCGUCGCAGGGUCCGCCCUCCUCGCAGUACGGUGCUCCGUCGCAGGGUCCCCCCUCAUCACAGUACGGUGCUCCGUCUCAGGGUCCUCCCUCCUCGCAGUACGGUGCUCCGGCUCCUUCCCGCCCAUCGUCCCAGUACGGUGCCCCGGCGCAGACUCCCUCGAGCCAGUAUGGAGCCCCGUCCCAGACGCCAUCGUCUCAGUACGGUGCCCCAGCACCUCGACCACCAUCAUCCCAGUACGGAGCUCCUUCCCAGUCUUCAUCCAGUCAAUUCGGAGCUCCCGCUCAAGCCCCAUCGAGCCAGUAUGGUGCCCCUGCCCAGACCCCGUCCAGUCAGUACGGCGCUCCAUCCCAGCCUCCAUCUAGCCAGUACGGCGCUCCGGCUAGGCCUCCUUCUAGCCAGUAUGGAGCUCCUUCUCAGACUCCUUCUAGCCAGUAUGGAGCUCCUUCCCAGACUCCCUCGAGCCAAUACGGAGCUCCCAGCUUCGGUGGUGGCUCCUCGUUCGGCGGCAGCGGCGGCGGCAACGGUUUCAGCGGAGGCAGCUACCAGGCCGGCUCGAGCGGUAACGGAUUCUCGCAGGCCUCGUUCUCGGCCAGCACCUUCUCCUCGAACGGCCGAUCGUCGCACUCGGGCGGUGGCUACAGUUCCGGCGGUCCGUCACAUUCCGGAGGCGGCGGCAGCGGCGGUGGGUACAGUUCCGGUGGCCCACAGCAGGUCCCGGCCACACUGCCCCAGUCGUACUCCUCGAACGGAGGCUACAACUACUGAGCUUCGGGGGCCGGCUCGUGGAGGUGCCAC
Molecule: messenger RNA, 933 nt
Organism: Anopheles cruzii
Lineage: Eukaryota; Metazoa; Arthropoda; Insecta; Diptera; Culicidae
Product: pro-resilin-like
Exons: 1
Biological process (GO): positive regulation of transcription by RNA polymerase II
Cellular component (GO): RNA polymerase II transcription regulator complex
Molecular function (GO): transcription coactivator activity
Source: RefSeq, a predicted model, not a curated record